Messenger RNA from Diabrotica balteata, 828 nucleotides. Lineage: Eukaryota; Metazoa; Arthropoda; Insecta; Coleoptera; Chrysomelidae. The record is from the annotation of a GenBank genome assembly.
AUGCUACUUAAAAAUGAAAUUGUACCUGCCCUGAAAAACAAAUUUGGAGCCAAUUUUAAUGAGAUAUCAUUUAUUUACAUCAGAGAUUUCCCGAACGAUGGAUUGAUAUUGGUUCCUCUACUGUCAAAUCCGCAAAACCACGUAGGAUGGCCAGCUGUAAUAGCUAAGGAUGUCCACAAGCACGUUCAUAGUUUAAAAAGCACGGUUUAUCAAGUAAAAGGACAAGUUAAUGGUCAAACAGUUCUACCAAUGCCUGUUGGAGUCGAUAGAGUAUUUGAAGUUGAAAAACUUCUUAUAGAAAGUAACGGCGAAAUUUGCGACUUAUAUCUAAAAAGUGCUAUAGAAGGAGUUGUAAUUAAAUGGUCUGCUCAAAUCAAUGAUGUGUUGGCAAAUGAUUCUUCCGAAAAAUGCCCUUCUGUCGUUAAUCCUGUACCCACAGUAGAAUUACAAUUUUGGAAUAAACGACUAAAAAAUCUCGAAUAUAUCUAUCAACAGCUUAGAGAACCUAAAGUAAAAAGUAUGGCUGUAAUACUUGAAAAAACAAACAGUGCUUACUUUAGCUGUUUUAAACUAUUAUUCAAGAAUACCGUCAUUGCUCUUUCUGAAGCUAAAGAUAUGAAUCUUUAUUUGACACCUCUAAAAAAGCACGUGCAGUCAAUUGAAGAAACAGAUUUUAGUGAAAACAUUCCAUUGCUGGCGCCAAUGGUUCACGUUAUUUGUCUAAUUUGGUCCAACUGCAAGUCAAUUGAUCAGACAAAGUUGAUAACGCUAUUAAAACAAAUCUGCAAUUUGCUUAUACAAGAGGUAAGUCAAACAAAUAGGUCAUAA